Molecule: messenger RNA, 1180 nt
Organism: Castor canadensis (American beaver)
Lineage: Eukaryota; Metazoa; Chordata; Mammalia; Rodentia; Castoridae
Gene: Spatc1l
Product: spermatogenesis and centriole associated 1 like
Biological process (GO): spermatogenesis
Cellular component (GO): sperm head-tail coupling apparatus; centrosome
Molecular function (GO): protein kinase A regulatory subunit binding
Source: RefSeq, a predicted model, not a curated record
GUUUCUUGGGGUCUGUGGGCUCUGUGUUUCCAUCUCCAUGGGGCCGCAGGCCCACACGUGAGCACCUGAAGACGCCAUGGCCGAGGGGAGCGAGCUGAUGAGCAGGCUCAUGAGCGAGAACGCAGACCUGAAGAAACAGGUGCGCCUCCUGAAGGAAAACCAGAUGCUGAAGCGGCUGCUCAGUGAGAGCUGUCAGGAGAGCUGUGGUCGCCCAGGCCGGGAACUCCUCUUCCCCAAGGCCUCCACCUACCCCGAGGCCUGCUCCCCGGGGAAUGGAGGUGCAGAUUUUGGAAGGUUUCCCAGUGUCACCGACACACCCUCCCAGCUGCAGACAUCCUCCCUGGAAGACCUCCUGUGCUCACAUGCACCUCUCUCCAGUGAGGACGAAGCCUCCCCAGGCUGUGCAACCUCCUCCCAGGCACCAUUUAAGGCCUUCCUGAAUCCCCCUGACCUGUGUGCUCGUGGUGCCGACAGGAAGCUGUCCCCGCUCCUGAGCCCCCUGCAGGACCCACUGACAGAGAAGACACUGCUGGAGCCCAGGGAAAUGGUGCGGUCUAAGAAGGUGUGCUUCUCAGAGAGCAGCCUGCCCACCGGGGACAGGAGCAGGAGGAGCUACUACCUCAAUGAGAUCCAGAGCUUUGCCAGCGCUGAGAAGGACGGCCGCAUAGUUGGGGAGAUCGCUUUCCAGCUGGACCGGCGCAUACUGGCCUAUGUGUUCCCAGGCGUGACGCGACUCUACGGCUUCACAGUGUCCAACAUCCCGGAGAAGAUCAAACAGACCUCCAUCAAGUCCCUGGACGGUUCGGUGGACGAGAAGAAGCUGCGUGAGCUGACGCACCGCUACCUGACGCUGACGGCGCGCCUGGAGAAGCUGGGCUACAGCCGCGAGGUGCACCCGGUGUUCAGCGAGUUCCUCAUCAACACCUAUGGCAUCCUGAAGCAGCGGCCCGACCUGCGCGCCAAUCCGCUGCACAGCAGCCCGGCUGCGCUGCGCAAGCUGGUCAUCGACAUCGUGCCGCCCAAGUUUCUGGGCGACUCGCUGCUGCUGCUCAACUGCCUGUGCGAGCUCUCCAAGGAAGACAGCAAGCCGCUCUUCGCCUGGUGAGCUCUCGCCUCGCCCUUCCUGCAAUAAACGUGUUUGUUCCAAACCCGGGGGCCGCCGUGCUCCAGCGCGUCCUCC